AGCCGAAGAUGUCGGCUCGGUCAUGUGAUCAGCUGUGUCCAAUCACAGCUGAUCACAUGGGACAUGUACACUUAUCAUCAGGGCCCUGAUGAUCAGUGUGACCUGAUGAUCAGUGUAGCCCCAGCAGUGCCACCUGUCAGUGUCCGUCAGUGCUCAUCAGUGCCAGUGCCUGUGCCCAUCAGUGCCACAUAUCAGUGCAUACCAGUACACAUCAAUGCCACAUAUCAGUGCCCAUCUGAGCUGCCUUUCAAUGUCACCCAUCAGUGCCAGUCAGUGUCACCUAUAAAUGCCUAUCAGUGCCGCCUAACCGUGCCGGUCAGUGCCGCCUAUCAGUGUCAUGUAUCAGUG
Molecule: messenger RNA, 348 nt
Organism: Staurois parvus
Lineage: Eukaryota; Metazoa; Chordata; Amphibia; Anura; Ranidae
Source: the annotation of a GenBank genome assembly